CUAGGGGGCUACUUAUAGAAGGCUGGGGGGAAAAAAAAGCUUAAAAAUAUGCUGCUGAAAUUUCAGUAAGAGGGGAAAAGAGAGAGCUUGCGAGAGACAGCAGAGCGGUCCCAGGCUUCCUGAACGCGUCAGAGGCAGGAACCGGCUGUGCUAAGGCUGUUGGCUCAACACGCAGAGACAGAGCCGGAGCAGCCUCAGAGACAGGGAAAGAAGAGAGGGUCCUCCCUGACCCAAGGAAUUACCACUAGUGGAGUACAGCUAUCUGACUUUUUGGUCUUAUUUUGGGUGCCUCUUCUCUCCUUCUCCUGGUAGACCUACCAGCUGGGUUUUGUUUCUUUCGUGAAACCUUCUCUCUGCCUCUCAGAAAAAAAAAAAAAAAAAAAAAAAAGAGAGGAAGGGAAGAGAGGGAGAGAGGUGGGUGCUCUAGAUGAGCGCAUCAGCUGUCUCCAGCCCGAACAGACAAGAAUUCUCUGCCUAGGAAGCUGCUCUCACUCUCCCGGCUACCCACCCCCCCAACCUGGGUGUCUGUCUCAGCUCAGAGGACCAAUCUCUUCUGGAGUUAGAAUCAAAGAGUACGCCGUCAAGAGAAAACAUCAGAGGGGUACUUCAGGAAGAUUCCUGUAACUCCAUGCUGGCUAUUAUAGAAAGAUCUUGAACCAAGCUCUCUCUGGCUGAGAAGAUGGUGAUUGACGGGGAGACAGUGGUCUUGAAGAACAUGCUCAUUGGGGUAAACCUGAUCCUGUUGGGAUCCAUGCUUAGGCCUUCUGAGUGUCGCCUGGAGGUGACCACAGAAAGGGUCCAGAGACAAACUGUGGAGGAGGACGGACAGGCUCCCAGCUACAACACAUCCAGCAAGGAACAGCCUAUGGUCUUCAACCACGUGUAUAACAUCAAUGUACCACUGGAAAGCCUCUGUGCCUCAGGGCUGGAGGCCUCAGCUGAGCAGGAAGUGAGUGCUGAGGAUGACACUCUAGCAGAAUAUACAGGCCAAACCUCAGACCAUGAAAGCCAGGUCACGUUCACCCACAGGAUCAACCUCCCCAAAAGAACCUGCCCAUGUGCAAGCUCUGCCCAGGUGCUGCAGGAGCUGCUGAGCCGGAUCGAGAUGCUGGAGAGGGAGGUGUCAGUGCUGCGAGACCAGUGCAGCACCAACUGCUGUCAGGAAAAUGCUGCCACAGGACAACUGGACUAUGUCCCUCACUGCAGCGGCCAUGGCAACUUUAGCUUUGAGUCCUGUGGCUGCGUCUGCAAUGAAGGCUGGUUUGGCAAGAACUGCUCAGAGCCCUACUGCCCACUGGGCUGCUCCAGCCGGGGCGUGUGUGUCGAUGGCCAGUGCAUUUGUGACAGUGAAUACAGCGGAGAUGACUGCUCUGAGCUCCGGUGCCCGACAGACUGCAGUUCCCGAGGGCUCUGCGUGGACGGUGAAUGUGUCUGUGAGGAGCCCUAUACAGGCGAGGACUGUGGGGAGCUGCGCUGCCCCGGGGACUGUUCAGGGAAGGGGCAAUGUGCCAACGGUACCUGCCUGUGCCAAGAGGGCUAUGCUGGUGAGGACUGCAGCCAGCGGCAAUGUCUGAAUGCCUGCAGUGGACGAGGACACUGCCAGGAGGGGCUCUGCAUCUGUGAGGAGGGCUACCAGGGCCCUGACUGCUCGGCAGUUGCCCCUCCAGAGGACUUGCGAGUGGCUGGUAUCAGCGACAGGUCCAUUGAGCUGGAAUGGGACGGGCCGAUGGCAGUGACGGAAUAUGUGAUCUCUUACCAGCCGACGGCCCUGGGGGGCCUUCAGCUCCAGCAGCGGGUGCCUGGAGAUUGGAGUGGUGUCACCAUCACGGAGCUGGAGCCAGGUCUCACCUACAACAUCAGCGUCUACGCUGUCAUUAGCAACAUCCUCAGCCUUCCCAUCACUGCCAAGGUGGCCACUCAUCUCUCCACUCCUCAAGGGCUACAGUUCAAGACGAUCACAGAGACCACCGUGGAGGUGCAGUGGGAGCCCUUCUCUUUCUCCUUCGAUGGAUGGGAGAUCAGCUUCAUUCCAAAGAACAACGAAGGAGGGGUGAUUGCUCAGCUUCCCAGCGAUGUAACCUCCUUUAACCAGACAGGGCUGAAACCUGGGGAGGAGUACAUUGUGAAUGUUGUGGCUCUAAAGGAACAGGCCCGGAGCCCCCCUACCUCUGCUAGUGUCUCUACUGUCAUUGACGGGCCAACGCAGAUCCUGGUUCGGGAUGUCUCUGACACUGUAGCCUUCGUGGAGUGGACCCCACCUCGAGCCAAAGUCGAUUUCAUUCUCUUGAAAUACGGCUUGGUGGGCGGGGAAGGCGGGAAGACUACCUUCCGGCUGCAGCCUCCCCUGAGCCAGUACUCGGUGCAAGCCCUUAGACCUGGCUCCCGCUAUGAGGUGUCUAUCAGCGCAGUCCGAGGAACCAACGAAAGUGAUGCCACAAGCACCCAAUUUACAACAGAGAUUGAUGCUCCCAAGAAUUUGCGAGUGGGUUCCCGCACAGCAACUAGCCUUGACCUUGAAUGGGAUAACAGCGAGGCAGAAGCUCAGGAGUACAAGGUUGUAUAUAGCACCCUAGCAGGAGAGCAGUACCAUGAAGUGCUGGUCCCCAAGGGCAUUGGUCCAACUACCAGAACUACCCUUACAGAUCUGGUGCCAGGCACUGAAUACGGAGUUGGAAUUUCUGCAGUCAUGAACUCGAAACAAAGCAUUCCUGCUACCAUGAAUGCCAGGACUGAACUUGACAGUCCUCGAGACCUCAUGGUGACAGCCUCCUCGGAGACCUCUAUCUCUCUCAUCUGGACCAAGGCCAGUGGUCCCAUUGAUCACUACCGAAUUACUUUUACGCCAUCUUCUGGGAUCUCCUCAGAAGUCACUGUGCCUAGGGACAGGACUUCAUAUACACUGACAGAUCUAGAGCCUGGAGCAGAAUACAUCAUCUCCAUCACAGCAGAGAGGGGUCGGCAACAGAGCUUGGAGUCCACUGUGGAUGCCUUCACAGGCUUCCGCCCUAUCUCCCAUUUGCACUUCUCUCAUGUGACCUCCUCCAGUGUCAACAUCACCUGGAGUGACCCAUCUCCCCCAGCAGACAGACUCAUUCUGAAUUACAGCCCCAGGGAUGAAGAGGAGGAGAUGAUGGAGGUCCUCUUGGAUGCCACCAAGAGGCAUGCUGUCCUGAUGGGUCUACAGCCAGCCACUGAAUAUAUAGUGAACCUUGUAGCUGUACAUGGAACAGUAACCUCAGAGCCCAUAGUUGGUUCCAUCACUACAGGAAUUGAUCCCCCCAAAAACAUCACAAUUAGCAAUGUGACUAAGGAUUCGCUGACGGUUUCCUGGAGCCCUCCUGUCGCCCCGUUUGAUUACUACCGAGUAUCAUACCGACCCACACAAGUGGGGCGGCUGGACAGCUCCGUGGUGCCCAACACUGUGACGGAGUUCACCAUCACCAGGCUGUAUCCAGCUACCGAAUAUGAAAUAAGCCUCAACAGCGUGCGGGGCAGGGAGGAGAGUGAGCGCAUCUGCACCCUGGUGCACACAGCCAUGGAUAGCCCUGUGGACCUGAUUGCCACCAACAUCACCCCCACAGAAGCCCUGCUUCAGUGGAAAGCACCCAUGGGUGAAGUGGAGAACUAUGUCAUUGUCCUCACACACUUUGCAAUUGCUGGAGAGACCAUCCUGGUUGAUGGGGUCAGUGAAGAAUUCCAGCUUGUUGACCUGCUUCCUAGCACUCACUAUACUGUCACCAUGUAUGCUACCAGUGGGCCUCUCAUGAGUGGCACCAUCGCCACCAACUUCUCCACACUCCUGGACCCUCCUUCCAACCUGACAGCCAGUGAAGUCACCAGGCAAAGCGCACUGAUCUCCUGGCAGCCUCCCAGAGCAGCGAUUGAAAACUAUGUCUUGACAUACAAGACCACGGAUGGAAGCCGCAAGGAGCUGAUUGUGGAUGCUGAGGACACCUGGAUCCGACUGGAGGGCCUGUCAGAGAACACAGACUACACAGUGCUCCUGCAGGCAGCUCAGGAUGCCACACGGAGCAGCCUCACCUCCACUGUCUUCACCACAGGGGGCCGGAUGUUCUCUCAUCCUCAAGACUGCGCCCAGCAUUUGAUGAACGGAGACACUCUGAGUGGCGUUUACACCAUCUUCCUCAAUGGGGAGCUAAGCCACAAGUUGCAAGUAUACUGUGACAUGGCCACAGAUGGGGGUGGCUGGAUUGUAUUCCAGAGGCGGCAAAAUGGCCAGACUGAUUUUUUCCGGAAAUGGGCUGAUUAUCGUGUUGGAUUUGGGAAUCUGGAGGACGAGUUUUGGCUAGGGCUGGACAACAUCCACCGGAUAACAGCCCAGGGCCGCUAUGAGCUGCGUGUGGAUAUGAGGGAUGGACAGGAGGCGGUCUUUGCCUACUAUGACAAGUUUGCAGUGGAAAACAACAGAAGCCUGUACAAGCUCCGCAUAGGAGGCUACAAUGGCACUGCAGGAGACUCCCUCAGCUAUCACCAGGGACGCCCUUUCUCCACCGAGGACAGGGACAAUGAUGUUGCAGUCACCAACUGUGCCAUGUCCUACAAGGGUGCUUGGUGGUAUAAGAACUGCCACCGGACCAACCUCAAUGGGAAGUAUGGGGAGUCCAGGCACAGUCAGGGGAUCAACUGGUACCACUGGAAAGGCCAUGAAUUCUCCAUCCCCUUUGUAGAAAUGAAGAUGAGGCCCUACAAUCACCGUCUCACAGCCGGGAGGAAACGGCGAGCCUUGAAAUUCUGAGUACUAGGCAGCCAGCCACCAGCCAAACGAUCUUUUUCUGUCAUUUGUUUGUAUUUUAUAAUAUGAGACAAGGGGGGAGGGGCAACCAUAAUGUGCUUCACAGCAUAUUCAGAGUAUCUGAAGGAAGCAGGGAUCAGUUAGGUACCAUCUGCUCAUAGUUUCUGCUGCCUUGGAGCCCGACCCUCGGGCUACAUGCUCCCUGCUAACCACUCCUUUAUCACCCCCACCUUUCUCACAGAGGAGGAAAACUGGGGAGUUUAAUGUACAAUUCAGAAACAGGGCCACGAAGUACAGAUUGUUAUGGUGAUGGACACACACACACACACACACACACACACACACGCACACACGCAUCUUUAUCCUCCUUCUGAAAAACAAUCUUCCAACUUCUAACUAAUAGUGAACUGGUCACAGCUGACCAUGGUUAGGUGACCACACCAGCCCAGAGAAGCUUCAACAAGAAAGCUUGGCCAAUCAGCUCUUACGAGGGAAGACACCCACCACAACCUCACGCAGCAGCCCGGGUUAAUUGAAAUGAGUCUCACAUUCUGACACUUUCAGGAGGCAUGGCCUCCCUUCCAGCCACACCCAUCCUUAGUUCUAUCCCCUAGAUCAUAUAGACCUACCAACCUGGUGACCAAAGCUGCCUGCUUCUGACCUGGGUCAUACAAUAGAUGUGCCCAGCCCCUGCCCCACCCCCACUACCACCCUGUCCCAUGUGUCAUAAGCCACUGUCGGGGGAAUAACUUUCUUUGGUGGUGAGACUAGAAGAAGGGUUUUGUUUCUAGCAUAUUUGCAUCAGGCAUCGAGAAAGGAUAGGAGCGGAAGUCAGAGCACCUAGCAGGAUAUCUGUAGUUCCCAUUGGAAACUGACCUUGGUUAGUGCUGCCUUUUGCAUUUAUGAUCUGACUUAGUGUGGAUUCCUUCUCCUAAUGUCAUAGGUGAAGGUCUCUAGUUCUUUCCCUGGCCAGGCUAUACUCAGUGCAAGUGGCUUAAUAAGAAUCAGGGGAAUAAGUUGGAUAACCCCACCCCCACUCCAACUGAUAACCCUGGGGAGAGAUAGAAUGUUUGCUCUGGUUGUUCGUUUGCUUGUUUUGAUCCUGUGGUAAACAGAAGUGACCCCCUCAAUGAGGUGAGAUCAUGAGAAACAAUUUCCACCUCCCUUUUUUAUUCGGCUUUGAGGAGAAAAAUGGAAAGUACCAGAGGAAAUUGCAUUUAGAACUCCAAAGGUGAGAGGAGCAAACUCUCCACCCCUACAUGAUUUGAUUUUUAAGCCCUGGAGAGCUGGAGGCUGCAGACGCCAUGACCUUUAGCCUCUCCUCAAAUCAAAAACCAGCCCAUCUUCCCUGAAGCAUCUGCCCAAGUUGUGCCAAGUCUCUCAGCCACUUUCUCCCUGUCCUCACUCUUCCCUGAGGCCCCAGUGUGUCUGCUGUAGGACCCAUGGCUACCAUCUGGGGCAUCUUGUACCUUUGCCAACUAGUUACUGGAUGAGCUGGUGUCCUGUAAUAGAAACAGCCACUGUCUAACCAAACUUUGAACCAGAAGCACCAAUCCUCUUGGGCUGAUGACCACAGGCCUAGCACUGUGACUGACAGUGGAGUUAGCUUGCUAUUUUCUGUAGCCUUCUCCAUCUUUGUGAUUCAAACUCAUUGACACACUCAAGGCUGAAAAGUACAGGUGGAGUUUUCAUUUCUUUUUUUUUUUUUAAUUUUUCAAUUAGGGCUUAUUUUAUUCUUAACACAAAUGAAGUGAAAACAAACAUUCCCCUCUUACAAAGGAAAAAAUAAACAUAUUUUCAAAAGGUUGAUAGGCAUUUUCGUGACAUAUUUUGUAUGAUAGGAAAAUAUUUUUUCUUUUUUUAAUUUAUUACAAUUUAUUCACUUUGUAUCUCACCUGUAGCCCCCUCCUUCGGCCCCUCCCAAUCCUGCCCUCCCUCCCUCCACUCCUCCAUGCCCCUCCCCCAGUUCACUGAUAGGGGAGGUUCUCUUCCCCUUCCCUCUGACCCUAGCCUAUCAGGUCUCAUCAGGACUGGCUGCAUUGUCUUCCUUUGUGGCCUGGUAAGGCUGCCCACCCCACCCCCUCUCAGGGGGAGGUGAUCAAAGAGCAGGCCACUGAGUUCAUGUCAGAGACAGCCCCUGUUUCCCUUACUAGGAACACACUUGGAGACUGAGAUGCCAUGGGCUACAUCUGUGCAGGGGUUCUAGGUUAUCUCCAUGCAUGGUCCUUGGUUGGAGUAUCAGUCUCAAAAAAGAUCCCUGGGCCCAGAAUUUUUGGUUCUGUUGCUCUCCUUCUGGAGCUUCUGUCCUCUCCAGGUCUUUCUAUCUCCUCCCUCUUUCAUAAGAUUCCCUGCACUCUGCGCAAAGUUUGGCUAUGAGUCUCAGCAUCAUGUACAACCACUUUGGAAACCAAUCUGGCACUUCCUCAGAAAAUUAGGAAUAGUGCUACCUCAAGAUCCAGAUAUACCACUCCUGGGCAUAUAUCCAAAAGAUGCUCAACUAUACUACAAGGACAUUUGCUCAACCAUGUUCCUAGCAGCUUUAUUCAUAAUAGCCAGAACCUGGAAACAACCCAGAUUUCCCUCAACUGAGGAAUGGAUACAGAAAUUGUGGUACAUUUACACAAUGAAAUACUACUCAGCAAUUAAAAACAAGGAAAUUGUGAAAUUUGCAGGCAAGUGGUAGGAACUAGAAAAGAUCAUCCUGAGUGAGGUAUCUCGGAAGCAGAAAGACACACAUAGUAUAUACUCACUUACAAGUGGAUAUUAGACAUAUAUGAUAAAUAUACUAAAAUCUGCAUACUUAAAGAAGCUAAACAAGAAAGAGGACCCUGGGUAAGAUGAUCAAUCCUCAUUCAGAAAGGCAAGUGGGAUGGAUAUUGGAAGAGGGAGAAAACAGGAAACAGGACAGGAGCCUAUCACAGAGGGCCUCUGAAAGACUCUACCCAGAAGGAUAUCAAAAGAGAAGAUGCUGAGAGUUUUCAUUUCUUAAUCCCACAUGGACUUCAAACAUCUAAGAGAAGGAAGAAGAAAGAGAAGCCUAUACGUUAAAUGAGAUUUAACUAUACAUAGGCCAAUCAUGCAGGAUUGAAGGUGAGCAUGCUCAGUGGGUGAUGUGAAGGCUGUGAUAUAGGACCACCUCUGCCAGCAUGCCAGCUACAAGCCCUUAAUGGGUUUGUCAACAUCUCUUGACUUCGGAUCCUUACCCACUGAAGAGGAGUUUAGACCAUAAGGAUUUCUAAUGGCCUUUCAGUCUUAACAGCCAAUAAUGUGAGUCUAUGAUAGGAAAAGCAGAAUCAAAGUUGGCUUUGUAGAGCCAUAGCAAUUAAAGAAAAAUCAGAAUUCUUGUGAAGGAGAUGGGGGAAGGAGGGAAAGAGGGGAGGAAGGAGACCAAUUCAGAAUUCUUCCCCUACACGUACACGCACACACACAUGCUCUUGCAGGGAAAAAAAAAUGCCAAAAGAAGCUGAAGCCAUUAUGUCCGUGAAAGCAGAGCCAAAGACGUGGGUGUGCCUAGACAGCCCACCUCAUCAAGGGAGCUGAAAUGGAACAAAAUUGCAUGUCAUCUGUUCGAGGAAAAAAAAAAUCAAGGAACAUCAAUGGAGAUCCAAACCUGCCUUUCAAUGGGACUAUUUUAUCCUGUGGAACAUUUUUAUAAAUAGUAUCAGCAGCAUCACGGAGUUUCAUUUAAAGAAAUCUUAAAGUAAGGAAGAAACUUCAAAGAUUAGCUUAUCCAACCUUCUGUAAAAGUGUCUAUAGAUCCCUUUCGUUAAGUGGAGCGAAUCUCCCCAAACUCUUAUGUUUUGAAGAGACUGUGCAUUCCACUCUCUUCCCAAGAUCCAUGGCAAGCUCGGCUCAGUUUCUCAACGUCACUGAUGCAACUUCUUCUCUGGGCUUCUUAACUGAUUCCUUUUCUGCUCCUCCCCGAGGAGGCAAGCAGCAAUACUCAGCACCCAUCCGAAUCCCCCAAGUUUCCCAUAAGAGACUCAGACUGGCAGUGAGCCCUGUCCUGAAGACACGUCAGAAAGUACACUUACAAGAAAACUCAAGCAACAAUGACAAUAACCACAGAACAGCAACCGCCACUCACUAGAGACUGCCAUAGAUGCGCUGCCUAGAAUGGAGAGCCAGGACCCUCUUCCUCUUUGCCUACCCUGUCAUAGAAAGAUUGUGUCCAUAUUGAAUUCAACAUUUCCCAGGACUACAUCUGGAAGAUGAAAGGGAUCAGUUGUGAAGACUGUUUGUUAGGGAUGACAACGUUGCAGAAAGUAUUGGCCUUUAGACUUAUGGGUAAAGGGGGACUCUUAUAGGUAAGAGCUCACAGCUGCCAGAUGUACACUGAAUUAUGUGUGAGAAGUGCAGCAGGAGGCAGCAUAGUUCUGGUUCCAGAAAACUCAAAUCAAACCAAGACCCAGAACCCAUUUAUACAGGAAACAGAUUUGUAAAAGGACAGCAACACAGCAGUAGAAAAAUGUGGAGCAAAUUUCCAUAGAUAUUUAAAUGUUCCCUUCUCCCAGCUACCAAUACCCUCUCUCUAAAGAGGUGAGACUCCACUCCUAAUAUUCCACUGCCUUCCACUGAGGAGCCAAGCAGCCCCUAGUAGAUAGAAAACUACUAGGCAAAUUUUCAUUUCAGAGUGUCAAGGCUGCCUUGCCAGUGAGCUCAAUGCCUAAACAAACUAUCCUAAACACAUUUUUACCUCUAAAAUCUAGUAUCAGGACAGAGCUACAGAUUUCAAGACAAGAGGUCAUUACAGAAUCUUUUCAAAGAGAUUUUUCAAAGCAUCCAUUGAGAAAGGUUUGAUGAGUUCCUUUUGUCCUUUUUUCUAAAGAGAGAAAAAAAAUGGGACCUAUGAGAACAGUGGAUGCACCAAGCCAACGGGUUGAAAAGGGGCAGUCAGUGACCACAUUUGAAAAUGCUCCUGAGGCAUGGACUUUUCUUUUGCCUUCACCCAGGAUCUCCAGAAGGAUGGAGGCACUUCCUGGAAAGACAUGCUUUUCUAACUAACCCUUGCUUUCUAAUCACCAAACUCCUAUUCAAUCUAGUCCCUUGGCUGCUUUUCUUUCUCUCUUAAGAGGGAGAUGGGAGAUCAUUUUCCAUCUCUACUUACAUCCUACUGACUACUCUGAAAUAUCCAUAAGGAGACUCUGAAAGACUCAAAUAAUUCAAUUUCAGUCCUAAAGGAGGCGAGAUAAUGCUUUGCUCACCUCAAACUUGCCCAGGCUACACAAAGAUGCUUGGAAUUUCCAGAGACUGAGGUGGAUCAUUAAGGUCUGGCGUUCAGCUGCUCAUCCAUUCUCCCUGGGUGGUCUGCUUCCAUUCAGAUAACAAAACAGCAAAGGUUCCCUCCUCUGGGAAAAGGGGGGACAGAACUGGCUUCUAGGCUGUGGCUGGUAGCUUCUCUUUCUUGUACUGCUGGGUCCUCAGAACAAUUUUUUUAAGUUCUUUGACUAACUACUUCCCUAAGCCUUUGCUUCUUCCAUAGCCCAGCUCUCCCAUAUGUAUUUCUCCUGAUAAUAUUGUAGCAUUUUGGCACUGCCAGGGAAAACGAGAACUCACAGAACAAAUGAAAACUACUCAAAUUAAAUAAGGAAACCAACUCUGGUAGGAAGAGAUGUCACCAGGAUCAGGGGAGGCUCCUGUUUUCAGAGGCUGUGUGUGUUCGGUGCAAACUAGGGUCCCUUUGAAAGAGUGGCUUUGGUUCAUCCUAACUAAAUCCACGCCGGAUUUAGUUAAGCCAUUUAUGUCUUCUUCAGGCUCUGAGAAAAUAGCUUGGAAGAAGAAAAAAAUGCAAGUUAAAUAAAAGAAGCUGAUGUAGUCUUAUAACAUGAAAGCAAACUUUAGAGAUGGCCCCACAGUGGAAACAGAAACUGCGUGAGUGGCCCACAGUAAAAGCACCAGCAUCAGUAAAGGCACCAGCAUCCAUCGACUUCUCAAAUUGGUAGCCUCAGUGCACAGAAGCAAGAAGCAAGAAGCAGAAGGGCUGUUUUUGCUGCUCAACCAGUCUUGCCUCAACCUCACUUUUCUUUUCCCAGCUAGCACAGCCUAAUUGCUCAUCUCAGGCAUCUCUGAUUUAUUUUUCCAAGGUCAUUCCUUGCCUGAAACAUGACUUCAUUGCACUUUGUUGACCAAAUGUCCUUGGCAAACCUUGCAGUCUUUGGACAGUGUUACUUUGUUUCCAAAUAAGAAACCCUCCCUCCUCCCAUAGUUUAAGAAGCCUAUUGCAGAGUGUCUGUUUAACACCCCUGGCGCUGGUUGGGAAGAUCUCUAUUGACUUAAUAGAACAUCUUCUAUCUGAGCUGUGAUGCUGGGCUAAAGCUCAAUUUCUAAUUUAGGAAUAUUUAAUCCUCACAAAGCCCCCGAAUGGACACUCUCCAGAGUACAGUCAUUGGUUAGUUGCUACCAUGGGCUCUGGAGAGAAAAUACAAGAAUCUCUGGUAUUCUACACUAUACUCGGGAAGCCUGAGCCUCACCAGGGCCCGGGGUUAGUGUUGCGGGGUGAAGGGGGAAACAGACACAUGGGUAAGAACUCUUUUCUUCUUGUCAGUGGUUUUACAACCCGCAGAGAAAGCUGUAGCCUUUAAACAAUUUGUUGUUAAACACUAUUAUGCUCAAACCUGUCUCCUAGGCAAAUAUUUAAAAGUACUCCUUCUGAGCCAAAGGAAAUUCUGGAGAUCAUCUGACAUGACUCUCUCAUGUCAUACUCAAGAAAAGCAAGGCCAAAAUAGGCGGGCAGCUUGCCCUAGUUCACCUAGCCAAUUAGAGAUAGAAAUGAGGGCAGGCCUGGUACAAUUGCUUUUUGUGUCUUUAUUUUUUUUUUUAAUUUUGUCUCUCUUUUCAUAGAGACUGAAAAGAAUUAGUACUUAAUGUACACCUAUUGAUCAGAUUCUGCAAAGGGCUUUGCACUUCAUAUCAAUUACUUUAUUGAAGCCUCACCACAAUCCAGAGUAAGUUUUAACCAUUUUACAGAAGAGGGAAAUGGACGCAUGGGCAUGUUAGUAGCCCGUCUGAAAUCACAGUUUCUGAGGAAUACCGUCAUCUCUAUCUAAUAUAAGCGUCCUUGGUUUUUCCAGUUUGCAAAGCCACUGUCACAUUGACUAGGCAGCCACCAUCUUGAAUCUCACUAAUAUUCUCAUGACAGCAUUUCAAACUCCAUCAUUCUCUUCUUUUCCUUUUAACAAAUGGCAAUUCUUGUUUGUGUGUUUGUUUGUUUUUCUGCUACAAAACUCCAGGAGACCCCAACUGUUGGAAAUGAAAGCCUAGAAGCAAUUCUCACUCUCUCUCUCUUCUGUCUAGAGUUUUGAAGACAGAGCCAGAGCAUAAAUGUAGUUUCCCACCCAGUCCCAGAGCUACACAGCAGCCUCUGUCUUUUCUAACUUAGACCCCUUCUCAAACUAGAGCAAGAGACAGAACCAGGAUCAAGGAAGGAGAAACCACAGGAUAAAUACAGUGUAAAUUCUAGGGUAAGAAUUCACAAAGGGAGGGUUAUGAGUGUGUUUAAAUAACUAGAAACAGCAGCAAAUGCAAACAUCCUAUGAAUUUCUGGGCUAAAAUCAGCAGGGUGUGGGGGAAAUUUCACACAACCCCCUUCCAGACUUACCAAGUUUCCUGAAAGAACACAUCAGAGGACGUAAGACAGGGGAGAAGUUCUGUGUGUUUGUUCCCUCAUUUCUUCCUCCAGCUCUUUACCUGUCUCUCACUCCUGUGAAUCAGAAGCCUGCUACAAUCCUGACUAACUUUGCUACUUUGGAAAAUUUAGAAAGAUAUCAGAAAAAUCAGGCAAAACUCCAAUAAUGAAUCACUUUCGCCUCCUUGAAAGUUUAUGUUAAAAGGACUAGGUCUCCUCAAGAGGAAAUUCAGGUCCCCUUAGAGUGGGGGCUCCUGGGCAGCACAUCCAAUAUACAUUAAAUACAGCAAGCAGUGCAGCGCCUGCAGAAAUGUCCUCCAGCAGAGUAUUCCUAUUCUGGCUCCUUUACACACUGUUUCCCUCCAGGGCCUAGGGCCAUUGCAGGGACUCACAAAAAGGGUAAGAAUAUGUAAGGGUCAAUUUCCUCCUGCCUCUCCUAACACAUACAUGCUCUUCCCUCCUAUAUCUAUACACACACACACACACACACACACACACACACACACUUAUUCUAACCCCAAGUACCCUCAAGCCCUAUAGGAAUUCCCAGGUGCCCAAAACAAGUCACUGUGACUCUGAGGGGUUUUACUACCUGGGGCUCCAAGCAGAUGAAACUCAUCCUGGCGAUCUCUCAGUUGUCAUCCUGAGAAAGCAUAAGCACCAAAUCCUCCAAUCCCUCCGAAUUUGAAUUUGUGGUUUUAACCUUUUAAUAGCCUUUUCAGGUAAAAGUAACAAAGACCAAUUUACUGACUUUGUAGCUACACUGUUCUUGAAAAGGCUCUUGCUUAAAAGAAAGGCCAAAAGAAAGAAAGCAAAGAGAAUGUGCAUAUGGUAUAAGCUUGUCAGGUGAUGUACACUCAUGAACAAAGAUAAAAAGCUGGAGAGGGAGGAAGAGGGAGAGCCAGCUUGCCCCAUCCUUUCAUGGCACUGUAGCUCAAAGACUGGAAUCUGCUUGUUAACCAUUGUUAACUAGUAUUUUUAGUCCCGGUUGCUUUUAGCCUCUGUAUAGUUCCUUUUUUAAACACAUUUUCUAUACGUUAAUAAAAGAUCCUGAAGGAAAGGUA
This is a messenger RNA of Meriones unguiculatus (Mongolian gerbil), 13441 nucleotides long. RefSeq names its product tenascin R (gene Tnr). Gene Ontology annotation, molecular function: protein binding. Bases 680 to 4756 code for a protein of 1358 amino acids. The transcript has 23 exons. The record is from RefSeq and is a predicted model, not a curated record. NCBI's taxonomy places the organism in Eukaryota, Metazoa, Chordata, Mammalia, Rodentia, Muridae.